Lichtheimia ornata is the source of this 6075-nucleotide messenger RNA. RefSeq lists its product as uncharacterized. The transcript has 30 exons. The record is from RefSeq and is a predicted model, not a curated record. The coding region runs from base 1 to 6075 and encodes 2024 amino acids. Gene Ontology annotation, molecular function: protein serine/threonine kinase activity; protein binding. Gene Ontology annotation, biological process: DNA damage checkpoint signaling; telomere maintenance; protein phosphorylation. Gene Ontology annotation, cellular component: nucleus. NCBI's taxonomy places the organism in Eukaryota, Fungi, Mucoromycota, Mucoromycetes, Mucorales, Lichtheimiaceae.
AUGGGUGUGGAACAAAUCGUCGAACAACAAAUACGAGACGGCGAGGACAUUGGAGAAAUUGCUGCCACCUUGCAAGAAGGGCAAGAUCUCGACAUGGAUCCCGACUUUUGUUCCACUAUCAUUCCGCAGUUAUUGCUGCAUUCGCUUUCUCGUACCUACAAUGCCCACGAUCAGUACAGCAACGCUAUUGCCAUCGCUCUCAAGGAAGUCUACAAGUCGAGUGCCCUGUAUGGGCGGCAGGAAGCAUUUACACUACUCCGAAUUAUCAAUGAGCUACUCCAUGCAAGGCUCAGCAAACCACCCUACAAGAUUGAUGCAUUGAACAAGGGAACAGUGAUCCAGAAUAGUACGGCAGCCAUCAAUAUCAUCGUCAAUGCAUGGGGUGCUCUUGUGGAAAUGGUACACGAAUGCGAUCCUGAUGACAUGCAACCUUUAUACCCCAACAUCUGGUCAAAACUUAUUCCUGUAUCAAGCCUUGCCCUCACUGCAUCUCCACACACGGCCGUCCAUUUACUCAAGGUCACCGCCACUCUAUAUCACAAAUGCAUUCCCAGCAAUCUGAUCCAUCCAUGCGGCUCUCAAUCUGAAAAUUACAUUGUGGUGCUCCUCCAAUCCCUCAAACGUAUCAUUACCACGCCAAAUACUGAUAUACCCGAGCAUUUAUUUCAUGACCUUGCUCAAACGAUACGGAUGUGGCUCGUUCUUUUUCCUCCAAUGAUGCUUGUGGAUGUGGUGGGGAUGGCAAAUGCACUUGAGGCACUAGCGAUGGAUGCUAAAACACGAUUAUCGACUGAUAUUGAGGACAUUGUUUUUCGGAUAGCAGUCUUGUUAUGCGAUCACCACGUAUCAUUGCCUUGGUUUGACGGCUAUCUGAAGGAGAUACAAAAACAUCGAUCAAGCAGCAUAUUGGAGAAAGGACUCGAGGAUCGGAUAGCACAAUGCAAUGUGGAUGACGAUGACGCAUCAAUUGGGCUACAUGUGUCAAAACGAUUGCGAUUGGAUGAAUCCGAAUUCAUGGAUACAGAAGAAAGUGCAGAUGUGGACGGCUUUGGACAACAGCAAGCGUAUGGAUUGGAUAAAGAAGAGCAUGUGAAACGUCAAUGGCUGAAGACUAUGUUUACGGAGACCCUGUCAAAUGCAAUGAUGGCGUCAGAUGACGAAUUGGAAAAGAGAUCAAAAGAGGUGUUUGCGAUUGUGAACAUGAUUGGCACCCACGAAUUGGAUCCUUCACAAAGCAAGGUGCUGGCUGAAUAUGCUGCGUUCUGCAUCUCCAAAGAUGAGAGCAUCAUUGAGAAACUAGCGGAGAUGCACAGCCUCGAGCCGAUCAACUACUUGAGACGCAACAUGAGAUACAUCCUUCCCUAUCUCCUUGGUGGUAUUCAAGGCAACACACAGCUACAAUCAUUUGCAUCAAUGCUCGACAUGUCGGUGCGAUCACUUUGUGAACAAGGUGCACAUCAUCUCUUGGUGGCAUUCCUCAUGACCGAUGACCAACUUUUCGCCGAGAGAGGAUUUGACCGAAUGCGUGAUAUUUUCUUGUCGGAUGACGCACCUCAAGAGCUCCUUUCAACACGUCAAAACAAGGUCAUCUCGCUGCUUGCAAUGGAAUUGGGCGUACCUGGAAAGAUGGAGAAGGCUCAACAAGCUUUGCAAACGGUCAUGCGAUGGCUCAAGCUCCCUGUUACCACAUCAUUGGGCGACCUUUUGUCACAAUUCUUCCUUGGCAUUUCGCACAAGAUUGCUGCAUUCAUAUCAGAGAAACGUGACCCAUACAAGCGUGUCCAAAACCCAUCAGCGCUUGCAUCACUCAACUGUAUCAUCCGUAUUAUGGGCUCAGCCAUCGAUACACAAGCACAUCAGGCCAUUGCUAUCAUUCAAACUGUGGGGGAGCUACCAAACAUGCAAAAGGAAGCCUUUAUGCUAUGGAGAACGUAUACGGAGCAACUGUCACAUGGCGAGCUCUUUCGCCGCAUCAGCGCAAUCAUCCAAGGCUCAUUGGUGAUUUUCCCUCAUUGUCCUCCAGAUAUCAGAAAGCGCAUUGGCGAGUUCCUUGUGAAUGCAAUCAACGAGUGCACUUCCAGCAAAGGAUUACCCGAAGGCCUACCUGAUGUACCUGAAUUUGAAGAAUUGCAUAGUCUACGAAUGCUUUUGGAUAAGAAGCGACUUUCAACCGAUUUGAACGAUGAACUUGCCAGCAUUGCAGAACGAACGCAAAGCGACGACAUUUUGGAUAUGUUAUCAGCAGCUCAAGAAUUGGCACGGCUUUUGGAAUUGUAUGGCAACAUGCACCAAGUUAUGGUGGAGAAUCGAUCCUUGUUAUAUACAGCAUUACUGAAUCUGGCACGCAAGAGCUUCGAUCAUGCCGAAUUACAACGCCUGACAGCUGAAUGUUUGGGUAUAUUGGGUGCCACUGAUCCAACACAAGUGGAUGCCAAGAUUCCAGAAGAGAAUCGACCCAUCUUACGCAACUUUAACAACAAUGACGAGAAUCGGGAAUUCAUUUGUGAAUUGAUCACCAAGCAUUUGAUACCAGCAUUCCAUUCAGCAGGCAAUGAAAUGGUUCAGCAAUACAUCCAAUACGCUAUUCAAAUGGAACUUCAACAAGCUGGAUUCACACCUGAAAGCGUACACAAUAAUGGAACGAUUCAAUCUCGGUGGAACAAGUUCCCAUCCGCUACCCAAUCACUUUUGGCACCCUUACUUCGUUCGUCUUUUCAAAGCAAAUGGGAGAUGGUUGUACCGGAUUAUCCUAUUUAUCUUUCAGCUGAGAGCUAUAACGAAUGGAUCAAGCGAUGGCUAUAUCGACUCGUGGAAACAUCCAAAGAAUCAGCACGUCCCAUUUUCACGCAUUGCUUUCCUGUUGUGCAAGGCAACUUGGGCCUUGCGUUAACACUUUUGCCACACGCCGUUCUUCAUGUGCUGUUAUCUGGAUCGGACAAGGAUCGUGAUGAUAUUCGAGAGGAGAUUAUUGGUGUAUUGGAGCAUCAUGAAGAGCAAGCGAGACCUUGGAGUGAACAAAUGCAGCGUGCAUCCCUUCAGGUUGUCGUCAUGAUUACAGGCCAUUGUCGUCGAUGGCUACGUCACACACAAGAAAGCCCAUUGACUAGCAACAAUACGAGUGAGAUCAAACGUGUGCACAAGUUCCUUGACAGCAUUCCAAACGGCAAGAUGGCUAUGGCAUCCUUCCGAUCAAAGGCGUAUGCACAAGCAUUGAUGCAUUUGGAGCUGCACAUCAAGAAUAAUCAACCUACCACAUCCGAAGUGAUUGAAUUUCUUCGCCAGGUGUAUGCCCAUAUGGAGGAAAAGGAUGGUAUGGCGGCUAUCUUUAUGAUGUUCCAGAGAAACUUGAGCGUGGAAGAGGAGAUCCUUCAAUUUGAAUCGAGAGGCGAUUGGGAACAUGCCAAAGUGUGCUACACUCAUGCAUUGGAAAGGAAUCCUUAUGACAGCCAGCUACUCUCGGGUUAUUUCAACUGCCAGAGACAAAGUGGUGAUCAUAUUGGUAUGUUGGGAGCGGCCACCAAGUUAUUGCAGACCCAUCAAGAUUGGUUUCCACGGAUCAAUGCCUACAGAGCUGAAGCUGCAUGGAAGACGGGUGAUUGGGAUAUGCUUGAUAUGGCCACGAGUCUACCUAUGGAGCGAUCUUUUGAUUCCUUUUUGUCAAGUGCGAUGGCUAAUAUUCGUCGUGGUAACAACCUGGCUGCUUUGAGUGAUAUCACGAAUGCUCGCAAGGAUUUGAUGGAACAACUUGCCACAACCAGCAAGGAAUCAUUUCCCCAUUCACAUGAUCUUAUUUUACGACUUCAAAUGCUGCAUGAAUUGGAACAAAGCCAUAUCGCUUGGGAAAAAGUUCAACAUGAAGGGUCCCCUGAACCGAUCAAUGAGCUCAGAGAUACAUGGAAGAAGCAAUUCCUUCUCCUCUCGCCUUCCUAUGCGACUCGUCGUCCGAUAUUGGAAUUACGACAAACUCUGCUGUUUGGAUUAAGAACACCCGAAGUCGGCAAGCAAUUGGUGUCUGAUGAUGGUAGCAUUUGGCUCAAGCUGGCAAAAACAGCACGCAAGGCGGGUGAUUAUACAAUGGCACUCAAGGCAACAGCGCAUGCAGAAUCUCUUGGAGCACCCUAUGCGUAUAUGGAGCAUGCAAAGUGGUACUAUGAAAAUCACGAGAAUGCAAAAGCGAUCCGUUAUUUACAAUCACAAGACAACUUGGAUGCCAAAGCUACCUUGCUACUGGUCACAUAUAUGGAGGCUACCACGAAUGACAAAAAGGCGCAUCUUGCUGCUCAUAGAAAGGCUCUUGAAUUGGAUCCCAAAUGGGAAAAGCUGUACUAUUCGAUCGCACGAUUCUAUGAAAGAUGCAUGAAGGGGUCCGAGAUAACAGAGAUGCAACAACGAGACUACCGAUUAUGCAAUUAUGCCAUCAAGUACUAUCUAGAAGCAUUGAGCACGGGGUCCAAGUACUUUUAUCACGUCAUGCCUCGUGUUCUAUCCAUUUGGAUGCAAUUUGCUGCUGCCGCUUCAGGAUCGGAUUCGGGUACUCAGAAUAAAUCCGUGGUGGAGUUUUAUAACACGAUCAUCGGCUUAUUACGAGAGCGGAUACCACGUAUUGAGGCGUACAAGUUUUGUCUUGUUCUGCCUCGUCUUGUAUCACGUUUAUCCCAUGAGAAGGCCGAUACCGGCGAGAUUUUGGCAAGCAUCAUUUCAAAAGUGUUUGCAGCCUAUCCAAGUACAACGAUUUGGGCAUUACAGCCACCUCAAGAAUCACCUAGUGCGAACAUGCGUAGUAGAGCGAGUAUGAUUAUCUCCAAAGCAAACACCAUGUACAAGCCUGGAUCCAAGAUUCCUACCAUUAUUCGGCACGCAAAUGAGUUCAUGGUUCCUUUCAAAGAGCUGGCCUAUUCUUCAACCGGAGGAGACUUUGAUAGGAUCAGCAUCAAGAAUUUCCCAAAGCUGGCCAAGAUGCGAAAUUUGGAGCUCACCAUUCCGACGCAAAAGGCCAUGAUACCAGCACUUCCCGAAUCCAUUGACACAGAAGAUUACAAUCCUUAUGCGGAAGACUUGCCUCGAAUUGAUGGCUUCGUGGAUCGAAUUGAUGUCAUGCGUUCGAUGCAACGGCCCAAAAAGUUAUCAUUGAUUGGCACUGAUGGAAAAACGUAUGCAUUCCUCUGCAAGACCAACGAUGAUUUACGAAAGGAUGCACGAUUGAUGGAAUUCAGUCACAUGAUUAACCGGUUCCUGCGACAUGAUUCGGAUGCACGUCAACGCGCCUUAUACAUUCGUACGUUUGGCGUUAUACCUUUGGGUGAGCAAUGGGGUCUGAUUGAAUGGAUUAGCAAUCUUUCACCACUGAAGGUCGCUGUUGGUUCUAUGCUGGCUAAGAAUGGCAUCGAUAUCAGACGAGUACAACUCCUAGCUAAGAACCAGUUGGAGGCUGCAGGCACUGUUGAAGCCAAGUACAAAGUCUUUGUCGACACCGUUCUUCCAAAAUGUCCUCCUGUAUUCCAUCGGUGGUUUCUUAACGUAUUUCCUGAUCCAAAUCAGUGGUUUGCGAGUCGCUGUCGCUACAUCAAGACAUUAGCUGUCAUGUCGAUCGUCGGCUAUAUCCUUGGCUUGGGUGAUCGUCAUGCUGAAAACAUUCUCUUUGAUUCGAGCAAUGGUGAUUGUGUGCAUGUGGAUGUCAACAUGUUGUUCGACAAGGGCCAACAGCUCAAUGUUCCUGAAAUUGUACCUUUCCGAUUGACACAGAAUCUGGUGGAUGGUAUGGGGGUAUUAGGCUACGAAGGCAUGUUCCGCAAGACCUGUGAAGUGACUCUUUCCGUGCUUCGACACAACAAGAUCCAAUUGCUCUCUGUAUUUGAAACGCUUCUUUAUGAUCCGAUUGUGGAAUGGAAACGCAAGCAAAAUAUCCAGGCCGAAGCGAAAAAGAAGAUGAAUGAGAUCAGUCAAAAGAUCAACGGCGUCAACGAAAGGAUCCCCCACGGCAUGAGCAUCAAGGAACAAGUCCAAAUGCUUAUAUCCGAGGCUUCCGACAAUACCAGGCUCGCUCAAAUGUUUGUUGGAUGGGCACCAUUCAUCUAG